AUGGAAGCUGAUGGACACCAGUCCCACCCUCGUGACAAGGGACAGGUGGCCCGUCAGGGCCUGCAGCUGCUGUCCUUGCGUCGCUUCCUGCGAACGCUCCAACGCCCGCAGCGCCACACCUGGCGGGCGAACCGGAAGAAACCACCGGAGGCCUUGCUGUCGCGGCCGUUCCAGAAACCUCCAACACCUUGGUCUCCCGAUGGUUUCUAUGAGGAGGCGGAAGAGCCAGGGAGUUGGAUGGAGCAGUACACCGGGGAGGUCUACAUCCAGGAGUUGGCAUCCAUGCUCCCAGUGGAGGUGUUGAAGGCCUUCCUGCCGCUGCAUUCCGUGCGGAUCCUGGACCUUUGCUCAGCCCCUGGAUCCAAGGCCUCACAACUGGCAUUGGAACUUACAGGUGAAUCGGUGCUGAUGUGCAACGAAGCCAAGACGUCCCGGGCACAGAUCUUGCGAUGCAAUCUCUUGAAGACAGUUGUGGCGGAUCGGUGCUUGAUCCUUCAAGAAGAUGGCCGACAUUUAGCUGCGGCUGGAUCUGCGUGUUUCGAUGCCAUCUUAUUGGACGCCCCCUGCAGUGGGGAAGGGAACUUACGACGAAUCCCUGAGGUCAUUGAGCGUAUUCAAGCGCCAAACUAUGGACGAAUCAAAGCAGAGAACGCUUCGCUCCAGAAGCAGCUCCUGCAAAGUGCUUGGCGCAUGCUACGUCCUGGGGGCUUCUUGGUGUACUCUACUUGCACACUGAACCUCCAGGAGAAUGAGGAGGUCUUGGAGCAUCUGCCGAUGGCUGAAGCCGAGUUCAUGGACCUACCAGCCAGGUUGGGCUUCCCCAGCUGCUCGAGCCUUGGGCUGCGUCUGUGGCCACACCACUGGGACUCCGAGGGCUUUUUCGUGGCAUGCAUCCGGAAGCGAGGUGGUGGAGGGCAGUCAGUGGCAGCUCCAACACCGCGAGCGCCCUGGCCCUGGAGCACCUUGAGCUGGGAAGAGUGGAACGACUUGCGAGCUGAAGCGACUGAUGAUUGGCCAGAUCUGACGCCUUCGGAGGUAUCGCGGGUGGCACGCUACCGAGGUGACCUCUUUUUGUUGCCGCCUUUGAAUGCCUUGAAUGGCUUGGAUCAUUUGCUACCGAUGACCACCCCGGCCCUGCGCCUAGCCCCGCUGGAGCUGCGGCUUCACGGUGCCCGCGCAGCAGCGGGAGAGGAUUGGGUGGCGCUGGCAGCGCAGCUUGGGGGUGGCCUGGGAGCCUACACGGCACAGAUGGACGCCCUGGUGCAACGAGGCGCACAUUGGCAGAGUGCCGUCCAGAUCUUCGACCGCUUGGGGGAAGAACGUCUGAAAGCUGACCUCAUCGCCUGCAACACCCUGAUGAAGGCUUAUUCCAAAGGCGGUGCUGCUGGCGCAGCGCGGAAGCUUUUGAAGCAGAUGAGAUCGUGGAUCAUAGCCCCAGAUGUCACCACCUAUGCUGCUGCCAUGAAGGCUGCUGAUGCGGAAGAACUUUUCCAGGAUCUCAGAGAAGAUGGUCUUCAGCCAGAUGUUAUCACCUAUACAGUGCUGAUGGGUGCGUACGCCAAGCGCGGCCGCAGGGCGAAAGCGGAAGCCGCACUGCGAGACAUGUCAAGGGAUGCCCUUCAGCCCGACGUCAUCGCCUACACCGCGCUGCUGGACCUCUACGCCAAGCUGGGCGACCUGGAAGCGCUGCGGAGACUGCUCGCGACCAUGGCACCGAACGUGGUGAGCUUUACGGUGCUUCUGAAAGCCCUGGUGAAGCUGCAGCGGCUGCAGGAAGCGCAAGAGACUCUGGAGGAGAUGCAGCUGAAGCGCAUGGCGAAUCUCAUCAGCUACACCUCCCUCUUGAGUGCUUUUGCGAAGAAAGGACAGCACCCUAUGACUUUCGUGACUUUCACUGCCGCCAUCUUUGCUCAGCUCUGAGUCCACUGAACAUCUCACAGGUUGACAUUUCACGUAUUGUGAUCAAGUGGUGCAGCCACGUUUGAUCGUGCAGCUUGGGGCGGCGAAGGCUCGUCUGAACUUGGAGGUCAUGAAGGCAUGGAAGGUGCUGGUUCUCAUAGCUGCGAUCUUCUCUGGAGUACUUCAUGGCUGUGACCAGGAAGAGGAGGAUGCUCCUAUGGCCAAGGACGACGGCGACGGCGACCAUGACGACCAUGGCCAUUCCCAUUCCGACAACGACACGGUGAUGACAAGAACCACAACAUUCACCGCCACACCGAGCACUACAGCUGUGCCGACCACUGACCAUGGUGAUGAGGAGGAUCAUGGCCACUCGCACCGGUGAAGUAAAGGCAACGCUGAAGGCAAUGGUCAUUUGGAUGGACAUUGAGUUUAAUAUGGUGAGAGCGUUUCACACUUCAUCGCAAAGGCAGGGUCUGCAAACACUGCGGAUAUCAUCCUGAAAAUAUGAUACCUUUGCGAUCCUUUGUAAUUGGUGUUUAGUUUAGUUGCUGUUUAGUGCUCAAAAGUGCUUGGGAGACGUUGAAAGGUCUACAGUAGUGGCACUUGGUGAAGUUGCUGCAUUCCCAAGAGAUGAGUCAAAAAGAGGAAGCGGCUAUUUGUUUCGUGAACGUCGGAUUCCAAGACACGUGCAGCUCAGACAUCUCUGCAGAGAAAAGUCAGGGAUCUGUAGAGUCUGUGAUGCCAAGCAUUGUGUCGUGCAGAUUACUCUCUCCUGAAACAUGUGGAUGGGCACAUUUUCUAAAGAUCACAUUGGCUCCAUAUCCCAAUGCAGCAUUCAUUGUCCUCAACUGAAGACCUCCCAAUGGAAUUCUAUAUUUUACCCUCUGG
Molecule: messenger RNA, 2790 nt
Organism: Cladocopium goreaui
Lineage: Eukaryota; Dinophyceae; Suessiales; Symbiodiniaceae
Source: the annotation of a GenBank genome assembly